AAACCAAGCCAUGUUGCCGGUUCAGUAUGACACACUUGCAUGGGAAUCCUACCAUUCUUGGUCCCGGGCCGAUCCCUGGGCACAGAUAGAUAUGUCUCAGGCUAGGGCGCUGUCAACCUUCACCCCGGUUUCAGCCCAGUGUGGGGAGGCACAGGUGGUGGUCGCUGUGAAGAGGGACCUCUUUGGGACCGGGAGGCUCAUCCAAGCGGCAGAUCUGAGCUUGGGGUCUUCCGGCUGCAAACACACCUCCCUCGACGCUGCCAAAGACGCGGUCGUCUUUGACGUGGGUCUCCACGAAUGUGGCAGCACCUUGCAGAUGACUCCAGACUCCCUGGUCUACAAUAUCAUCCUGCACUACAAACCCACCCCGGCCAGCAACGCAGUGGUGAUAAGAACCAGCCCGGUUGAAGUCCCUAUUGAGUGCCACUAUCCAAGGAAGAGCAACGUCAGCAGCAAAGCUAUCCAGCCAACCUGGAUCCCCUUCAGCUCGACGCUUUCUGCCGAACAGAAGCUGAGCUUCACCUUGCGGUUGAUGAACGAUGACUGGAGCUCUGAGAGAACUUCCAACGCGUACCAGUUGGGGGACGUCAUGAACAUCCAAGCGAACGUGAACGGGGAAAACCACGUAGCUCUGAGACUUUUUGUGGACAGUUGCGUGGCCACCCUGACCCCGCAGAGAGAUUCCAGCCCCCAGUACGCUAUCAUUGACUACAACGGCUGCCUCGUUGACGGGAGGUCAGAUGCCAGCUCAGUUUUCUUAUCCCCGAGGGUCACGGAAGACUCGCUCCGUUUCACAGUUGACGUGUUCAGGUUUACUGCAGACCCUCGAGACUUGAUCUACUUAACUUGUCACUUGAAAGUGACCGCUGUUGACCAACUUCCCGAUCCUGCGAAGAAAGCGUGCUCUUUCCACAAAGCAAGCAACGUGUGGGUCCCUGUGGAAGGGACAAGGGACAUUUGUAACUGCUGUGAAAACAGGAACUGUGGACCGACUCGUGGCCAGCCGGGAAGAGUCAAUCCCUGGGGCAGUUGGGCUUCCGGAAGGCGAGUUGGCAGAGAUGUCGCGGCCAAACAGGACACGCAGAAGAAAGAAGUGGAGAGCGAUGUCACAGUAGGCCCCGUCUUCAUUGUGGAUGCAUACAUGGCUUCAAAAAGAUCGCUAGGCCACCAAAGUCAAGCAUUGGAGGUACCUGCAGAGCACGGGGACUUUUCCACUACUGCGCUGCUGGUGGGGCUGGCGUUGAUGUCCGUUGCUAUGGUCCUGGCUCUGGCUCUCACAGUUGUCCUCUUGGCCAAGAAGCAUUCAGAACACAAUAUCUCAACACUGUAAUAUUUUGAUGUGAAAAAAAAUAAACUACA
Molecule: messenger RNA, 1359 nt
Organism: Sphaerodactylus townsendi
Lineage: Eukaryota; Metazoa; Chordata; Lepidosauria; Squamata; Sphaerodactylidae
Gene: ZP3
Product: zona pellucida glycoprotein 3
Exons: 9
Coding region: 11-1330 (439 amino acids)
Biological process (GO): egg coat formation; positive regulation of acrosome reaction; binding of sperm to zona pellucida
Cellular component (GO): extracellular matrix
Molecular function (GO): acrosin binding
Source: RefSeq, a predicted model, not a curated record